Hordeum vulgare subsp. vulgare (domesticated barley) is the source of this 6160-nucleotide messenger RNA. RefSeq names its product 30S ribosomal protein S18, chloroplastic. Gene Ontology annotation, biological process: translation. Gene Ontology annotation, cellular component: ribosome; mitochondrial small ribosomal subunit. The transcript has a single exon. Gene Ontology annotation, molecular function: small ribosomal subunit rRNA binding; structural constituent of ribosome. The record is from RefSeq and is a predicted model, not a curated record. Lineage: Eukaryota; Viridiplantae; Streptophyta; Magnoliopsida; Poales; Poaceae. Bases 60 to 572 code for a protein of 170 amino acids.
CUAAAUUAAUAAAAUAAAGAAGUGCAUUUUCCAAUUUUAAAUUAAAUAAGGAAUAAAUCAUGUAUACAUCUAAACAACCUUUUCUUAAAUCUAAGCAACCCUUUAGUAAAUCCAAGCAAACUUUUAAUAAAUCCAAGCAACCCUUUCGUAAAUCCAAGCAAACUUUUCGUAAAUUCAAACAACCUUUUCGUAAAUCUAAACAACCUUUUCGUAGGCGUCCCCGGAUUGGCCCGGGAGAUCGAAUUGAUUAUAGAAACAUGAGUUUAAUUAAUAGAUUUAUUAGUGAACAAGGAAAAAUAUUAUCGAGACGAAUAAAUAGAUUAACCUUGAAACAACAACGAUUAAUUACUCUUGCUAUAAAACAGGCUCGUAUUUUAUCUUUUUUACCGUUUCGUAACUAUGAGAACGAAAAACAAUUUCAAGCCCAGUCAAUUUCAAUAAUUACAGGUUCUAGACCCAGAAAAAAUAGACAUAUUCCUCAAUUAACGCAAAAGUACAAUUCCAAUCGAAACUUAAGAAACUACAACCAAAAUUUAAGAAACAACAACCGGAACUUAAGUUCCGAUUGUUGAUGUUUUAUUCGAAUUCGCAAGGGCCAGACCUAUAUAUAUUAUAAAGAAAGUAAUCCAGCUCGUCGAUUCCUACCACUUAAUCUUAAUUUAUUGUAUCUUCCCGGAGUUCCCUCUCCGGGAAUUCAUCUUUUAUUAUUCCAGUAUAUUACUUUAUUUAUACCUUUAAUUGAUGAUCUUUAUUUUAUUGGAAAUCGUGUAAAGAUUAUUUGGAUUUGAUACAGCUACUUGUGCAAGCAUUUUACGAUUAAGAAUCAAUUUCUUCUUGUACAGGUUGUGUAUUAAUUUACUAUAACUAUCGAAUACUUUAUAUACCCGCGUUGCUGCGUUUAUCCGAGUGAUCCACAAACGACGAAAAUCCCUCUUUUGCCUACCUCUAUCUCGAUGAGAGGAAACAAAAGCUCUUUUUACUUGUUGGGUAAUCAUUCGAUUAAGUCUUAAAUGAGCCCCUCUAAAGUUUGAGGCAAAUGAACGCAUUUUUGUUCGUCGUCUCCGGGCUAUAUAUCCUCGCGGAACUCUGGUCAUUGAAUCAAAUUAACCUUAAUGAAUAACUAAUGAUUUCUCUUCUUUUAGCCACCCUUUUUCUCAUUAAUAACAAAACUAAUUAUUCCGAUAUAUAAAAUAUUAAUUCCAAUGGCUUUUGCUAUAGUAACCUUCCCAACCACGAUUUUUUAUUCCACUCCGUUCAGUUAUUUCUAUACGAAAUAACAAAUUCAUUCUAAAUAAUACUAAAAAAAAUAGUGGGUUCCAUCGUUUCUAUGGUUCCCUUUUAAACGGUGAGGCCCUCUCUAUACACCGGAGCCCUUUCUUUCAUCAAAAAGUAUUACGAACUUGUAUAGUUCACAUUCUUUGGCUCUACCUAUCCAUUAUAGAGUAAAUAGCUCUUUUCACAAUAAGAGUUAUCCAUACAGUGACGGUAUUUAAUUAUGAAAGUUGGCUAAGUAGCUGACCCUGUUAGUCCGUUCUUUAUAAGAUAAAAGAGCAUAAGCCUUUUUCUUUUUAUUACUAUUUCCUCCGCUUAAUGGAUAACCAUUUGCUACCAAUGGGAGAAUUGCUUCUUAUUUCCAAAUUUAGAUAAUUCGAUUUGCACCAAAGGAAACCAGAAAUUCCAUAUACCAUAGAAAUCUAGGAUAGAGAAGCUAUAUCCUAUUCAUUGGUACUAAUCAGGGAUACUUCAAAUUUUUUUUAUAUUUGUUUGAAGUCAUGAUCUGAACGAGUCGCACAUACACCCUAGCACAUGUUCCUCGACGCUGAGGGCAUCCUUUAAGCGCAGCCGUUUUUCUAGCAUUUCGUAUUGGCUGUCUUGCGUUUCUAAUAAGUUGUUUAACCGUUGGCAUGUUGUAUGUAUAUAGAAAAAAAUGGAUUGGUUUAGAUCCAUCUUAACCUGAUGAUUGCUCAUCAUGAAGUCUUUCUAUUUUCUAUUAAAUCGAGGAAAACACGAAUUUAGCUGUGAAAUAACUUUACAAGAAAUCCGGACACUACCAAUCCUUAAACAUUUCCGGAAACCACACUGGAUCAGUAUCGCAGUGCUUGUCAAUCAUUUCAUCCCCUACAAUAUCGACAAGUCCAUAAGCUUUGGCUUCGUCUGCUGACAUAAAAACAUCCCUUUCCAUGUCUUCGGAUACAACCCAAAAAGGCUUGCCUGUUCUUAGUGCAUAAACCCUUGUGAUCAUUUCGCGAACUUUGUGUAACUCUUCUACUUCUAGUAAAAAUUCUGGUGUCCUUGCCCGAUAAUAAGCACUAGCAGGUUGGUGAAGCAUAAUCCUCGCGUGAGGGAAUGCUAUACGCUUGGCGGGUUCUCCUCCAAGCAGAAUGAAGGACGCCAUGGACGCGGCUAUUCCGAGGCAUAUUGUAUAUAUAUCUGGUGUCACCGUUUGCAUCGUAUCAAAAAUAGCCAUUCCUGAGAUUAGCCAACCGCCUGGGGAGUUUAUAAACAAAAAAAUAUCACUAAUUCCAUCUUCUAUACUCAGAUAUACCAUGAGACCUGUAAUAUGAUUCGUGAUCUCGCAACGAAUCUCUUGACCUAAAAAAAGUGUCCUUUCUCGAUACAUAACAUUGUAUAAGUCAACCCAAGUCGCUUCUUCAUCUCCAGGAAUCCGGUAAGGUACUUUUGGAACACCAAUGGGCAUAUUAGAUUAAUAUUAUUAAAUUUAAGUAAGAAACACUUUAAUAUGGAAACGUAAGAAUGGAACAGAAAGAAAGAAUCUGCAGUUUAUUGUCUUAAUUUUUAUUCUUAUUCUAUUCUAUUUUAUUCUUAUUCUAUUCUAUAUGAAUACUAUAGAUUCUAUUAAUACAUAGAUGGAAAGGUUAUACAUAUAAGAAAGGUAAGACAGAUUGAAUAAAGAAAAAGGAAUGGGUGAUUCGAAUGCUAAACAAAGAGGGGUAGCGAUCUAUUCUUCGUUUUUUCCAAAUUGGCCAAGUUACCCAUUGCAUAUUGGCACUUAUCGAGUAUAGAAUAGAUCUGCUUCUCUUUCUUCUUAUGAACAGAAUUGGCUUCUUAUUUUUAAUGGAAUGAAAUAAAUAUUCGCGCUUUCUGACACAGAAUCCCCUAGAAGGGUUAGGUACAAUGGAUAAUCUUUUUCAAUGCGAUAAAAUAAAGCGACAUCGUGUCUAUUUUUCUUUGCUAAAGGGGUAUUUCCAUGGGUUUGCCUUGGUAUCGUGUUCAUACUGUCGUAUUGAAUGAUCCGGGUCGAUUGCUUGCGGUGCAUAUAAUGCACACAGCUCUAGUUUCUGGUUGGGCUGGCUCAAUGGCUUUAUACGAAUUAGCAGUUUUUGAUCCCUCUGAUCCUGUUCUGGAUCCAAUGUGGAGACAAGGUAUGUUCGUAAUUCCCUUCAUGACUCGUUUAGGAAUAACGGAUUCGUGGGGUGGUUGGAGUAUUUCAGGAGGAACUGUAACAAAUCCGGGUAUUUGGAGUUAUGAAGGUGUGGCAGCUACGCAUAUUGUGUUUUCUGGCUUGUGUUUCUUGGCAGCGAUCUGGCAUUGGGUAUAUUGGGACCUAGAAAUAUUCUCUGAUGAGCGGACGGGAAAACCCUCUUUGGAUUUGCCCAAGAUCUUUGGAAUUCAUUUAUUUCUUGCAGGGGUGGCUUGCUUUGGCUUUGGGGCAUUUCAUGUAACGGGUUUGUAUGGUCCUGGGAUAUGGGUAUCCGAUCCUUAUGGACUAACUGGAAAAGUACAAGCUGUAAAUCCAGCGUGGGGUGCAGAAGGUUUUGAUCCUUUUGUUCCGGGGGGAAUAGCUUCUCAUCAUAUUGCUGCGGGUACAUUGGGUAUAUUAGCGGGCUUAUUCCAUCUUAGUGUCCGUCCGCCUCAACGUCUAUAUAAAGGAUUACGUAUGGGCAAUAUUGAAACUGUACUUUCCAGUAGUAUCGCUGCUGUUUUUUUUGCAGCUUUCGUAGUUGCUGGAACUAUGUGGUAUGGGUCAGCAACGACCCCAAUCGAAUUAUUUGGGCCUACUCGUUAUCAGUGGGAUCAGGGAUACUUUCAGCAAGAAAUAUAUCGAAGAGUUAGCAAUGGUUUAGCCGAAAAUCUUAGUUUAUCAGAAGCUUGGUCUAAAAUUCCCGAAAAAUUAGCCUUUUAUGAUUAUAUUGGUAAUAAUCCGGCAAAAGGGGGAUUAUUCAGAGCGGGCUCAAUGGACAAUGGGGAUGGAAUAGCUGUUGGAUGGUUAGGACAUCCCGUCUUUAGAGAUAAAGAAGGACGUGAGCUUUUUGUACGCCGUAUGCCUACUUUUUUUGAAACAUUUCCGGUUGUUUUGGUAGAUGAGGAGGGAAUUGUUAGAGCGGACGUUCCUUUUAGAAGAGCAGAAUCCAAAUAUAGUGUUGAACAAGUAGGCGUAACGGUGGAGUUCUAUGGUGGCGAACUUAAUGGAGUAAAUUAUUCUGAUCCUGCUACUGUAAAAAAAUAUGCGAGGCGUUCUCAAUUAGGGGAAAUUUUUGAAUUAGACCGGGCUACUUUGAAAUCCGAUGGUGUUUUUCGCAGCAGUCCAAGGGGUUGGUUCACUUUUGGUCAUGCUACCUUUGCUUUGCUCUUCUUUUUCGGACACAUUUGGCAUGGCGCUAGAACAUUGUUCCGAGAUGUUUUUGCUGGUAUUGAUCCAGAUUUGGAUGCUCAAGUGGAAUUUGGAACAUUCCAAAAAGUGGGAGAUCCAACUACAAAGAAACAGGCAGUCUGAUACACAUUGUUAUGGUAUCUUUCACCUCUCUUUUUUGAUUUGACAUCUCCCAUCCUUUCUUUGACUCUUUUUCUUUCUUUAUAUGGGAAAUUCUCCCAAAUGACAAAUGAAUAGGUGUGGAAGUUAUAAUUGUAAAUAAACCACGAUCGAAUCUAUGGAAGCAUUGGUUUAUACGUUCCUUUUAGUUUCGACUUUAGGGAUAAUUUUUUUCGCUAUCUUCUUCCGAGAACCACCUAAGGUUCCACCAACUCCAACUAAAAGAAUAAAAUAAUUUCAUUUAAGUAAGAAGUCUCCCAGAUAGGGGGACUUCUUACUUAAAUUAGUCUCCGUGUUCUUCGAAUGGAUCUCUUAAUUGUUGAGAGGGUUGCCCAAACGCGGUAUAUAAGGCAUACCCAGUAAAGCUUACAAGUAAACCAGAUAUGGAGAUGGCGACUAAAGUUGCUGUUUCCAUUUUUAUAGAAUUUCAAGAUUACAAUGGAUCUACGAAAAGAUCGUGUAUUUACAACUACAACGGAAUAGUAUACAAAGUCAACACCAAUGAUUAAAUAUAAUUUAUGGCUACACAAACCGUUGAAGAUAGUUCUAAACCUAGGCCAAAACGAACUGGUGCAGGUAGUUUACUGAAACCCUUGAAUUCGGAAUAUGGGAAAGUCGCCCCGGGUUGGGGGACUACUCCUUUUAUGGGGGUCGCAAUGGCUUUAUUCGCUAUAUUCCUAUCUAUCAUUUUAGAAAUUUAUAAUUCUUCCAUUUUACUGGAUGGAAUUUUAACCAAUUAGGUUUCUACUAACUAAAACUAGGAAGUCAGAGUUUUUCCAUCCAAAAAAGCCUUUCUAGUUUAAGCUCUACAUUUCUAGAUAUUAUGGUAGUUCGACCGCGGAAUUUUUUUGUUUCGGUAUCUCUGGAAUAUGAGUGUGUGACUUGUUAGAAUUGAUCCUAUUGAUAAUACAUAGAAAGGGCCUGUUAUCUCUAUCAAGAUGAUUCUAAUUCGUCAGAUAUUAUUUAUUCUAGUAUCUGGAACACGAAAUAGAUAGAGUGGAUCAAAAAAAAUGGAACUAUGAUUCAUACUCACUAUUAAGACCUCGCAACCAGACUGAAAAAUUCAAGUAGUUCUUAAAUAAAAAUAAAAAAGAAAUUUUCUUCCUUACAAUUUUGUUUGCCCAAAAGACAACUUUUUUUCUAUCGAUUUUGUCGAGUCAUUACACUGAUUCAAUUUCAAUAAAUGAUUAUCAAGCGGUUCUUAUUCGAAGAACCCUUGCCUUUUGUUUAGCUUGAGACUAAAUCAUCGUGGCUCUAGUAUGAAUCUAAGGUUUUAAUUGAACUGAUUCAUAGGAUCACAACAAGAUAAUUUCUAUAUUACGCAUAAAAAAAAAUCCAAAAUAGGGAAGAGAAAAGUCAAGAAGCCUCUAAUGACCAACAUAAGGGAAA